Messenger RNA from Hyaloscypha bicolor E, 883 nucleotides. RefSeq names its product ankyrin repeat protein. The coding region runs from base 431 to 715 and encodes 94 amino acids. The record is from RefSeq and is a predicted model, not a curated record. Gene Ontology annotation, molecular function: protein binding. Lineage: Eukaryota; Fungi; Ascomycota; Leotiomycetes; Helotiales; Hyaloscyphaceae. The transcript has a single exon.
AAUUGCAAUUGCGUUCUUUGAACCACGAUCCCAAUAUGCAGUCGAACAUCAACACCGCCGAUCAAGAUAUGCCAAACCCGCAGGGUCGAACUUCCGGCCGGCUGUCCGACACGUACGUCAUUAGAAAGACUACGGAUGCGGGUAAUACUGAGGAACACUGUUACUUCUGCUUCGAGGAUUGGCAGAUUGGGGAUGGCAUGGUUCGACUACGGUGUUGCGAGCACUGACUCCACGAAGACUGCCUAUCCAAGUCCGUUCUCGAUGGCUGUUGUCCCACUUGCAGAAUCUGGCUUGCUUCUUUAGACAAUGCGCAAGUCCUUACAGGCGCGGCUUCAGCGGGAGAUGUUCUAAAGGUCAAGGAGCUUCUGGAAAAGCACACGCCUUGUACAGCGCAGGACUACUACGGCAGGACUCCUUGCAUUUGGCGGUGAUGGAUGGAUACGAAGAGGUGGUCAAAGAGCUGCUCGACUAUGGAGUCGACACAUCUACUACUGAUUUCAAGGGACAGACGGCACUACACCUUACUACACAACGCUAUUCUCUCGGCAUUCUCAGACUUCUCCUGGAAAGAGGAGCGGAUAUGGCUGCUCGAGAUGGCGAAGGCAUGACGCCGCUUUACUUUGCAUACCAGAAAGGCGUUACAAGGAUGAUAGACUGCCUGCUCGAGAAGGGAGCUAACAGUUACGGUGGGGACUUGUCUGCGAGAAGCGUCUAAGUUACUGUUUCUAGAUAGAGAAGUCUGCAUUUUGACUGCGGUCAAAGUAUGGUAAAUGCUUCUAAUAUCUGACGUUCCAAAAAGCUAUAAUCCGCAUCUUGAUUUGGGCAUUCCAAAAUUACCCCUUGAGAUAAUAAACUAUUUUUGGAAGUUGGUAGGAUAGGGUCG